Messenger RNA from Ruditapes philippinarum (Manila clam), 2695 nucleotides. RefSeq names its product protein mono-ADP-ribosyltransferase PARP14-like. Lineage: Eukaryota; Metazoa; Mollusca; Bivalvia; Venerida; Veneridae. Gene Ontology annotation, molecular function: zinc ion binding. The transcript has 5 exons. The coding region runs from base 710 to 2200 and encodes 496 amino acids. The record is from RefSeq and is a predicted model, not a curated record.
UAUACCUUAAACUUAAACAUGAUAAUGCGCGUUAGAUUUGAUACUAAAAAUCUUUUUUAUCCUCAGACUUAUAAAUUGUUUGUUUUCAACAAUGCUAUUUAGAUCCUACCAUGAAUCGAAAAGGACUAUCAGAUGACAGUGACUGACUUGUAAGUGUUUCGUGAUUUAUUUGGACUACUUUCGUUUUCAAAGGUCAUUUACCAUAGAAAAAGGUUUACAAUUGAAAAAGUUAAUAAAUACAUAUAAUUGACAGUUAAUUGGAUUAAAGAACUAAUUUCAAAUGGUGAUGAGAGAAUCUAUUAUGCAUUUGAUUUUAUUUAAAGAUUGAAGAAUGGUACCAGUUGGUUUUCAUGCGUUCUUUUCUUUACUAGUAAAAGUAAUGCAGUUUUGAAGUACCAGUCGACCUGAGUAUCAGAAUAAAAAAGAGCUCCCCAUUUACCAGAUUAUGACAUUAUGUAUUCGCUUGGAUGUUUAGCCCCUUACAACAAUAAAAUGAAUAUCCUUCAAUAUUUGACAAUGUUGGAACAUUUAAAACGUACACUAAAUAAUACACUCAGUCUGAUAAUCUUAUAAAGAUCGCUUGCAUAUUUUGAUGAUAAAAACUGAUCAAGUAAUAACGCAGAUAUAAAUAUAUAGGCCAAGUAGAUUUUAAUGCGAAACAUUCAUUUAAUUCAAUUCAUAAUUUGCUUUUAAAUGUAGAUGCCAAAUUAUGGAAGUCUCUGGUAAAACGGUGUUAAAAAACAAAAAUUUAAAACUGUGCAAUUUCUGUGAAGAUUUUGAUGUUACAACAUAUGCCGAUGGGUUCUGCUUAGAAUGCGAAGUCUAUACUUGUGACACAUGUUUUCAAAAGCACAAAGGGCGAAGAAUUAAUAGAAAUCAUUCCUUAGUUAAUGUUGAAGAGUCAAAUUCAGUCAAAAUAACGGUUGAUGAUGCGUAUGAAACUUGUCAAUAUCACAAAGGAGAACUUGUGAAAUUUUAUUGCUCAAAGCACGACCAAGUUUGCUGUGGAGAUUGUGGGGUGUUAAAACACAAUGAAUGCAAGUUGGAGUUUAUCAGCAACAAAGCUGCUGCCUUUGAAAACAGUCAGGACAGUAAAACUUUAAUGGCGGAUUUAAACAAAUGCAAGAAACAGGCUGAAGAUAGUUUAUCAUUGGUAGCGAACAACAGACAACAGCUGUCCAAAUAUUAUGAGAAAUUUGUUUAUGACGUGGAUACAUUUGCGGUAGAAGCUAUUGAGCGAAUAAACAUGAUGAAAAAAGAGGUUCUUGAUCAAGGCAAGGACGUUAUGUUGAACGACAAGAGAAAAAUGGAUGAUAUUCAAAAGGAGAGCGAAGAUUUGAUAGCUGCAAUAUCACAUCAAAUCAGUCUUGUAGAGUCUAGAAAGGAUCAACCUAACAAAUUCUUUGUUACGUCACUACUAGUAAAGCCAGAGUUGAAAAGGACACAGCAUAAUAUUGAUAUUAUAAGGAAGAAAAACGCUGUUACCAAAUAUAUAUUCAAGCGAGAUCAAACACUAGAGGAAACAAUGCAAGAAAACAGAGGGAUUGGGAUGCUCCUUGAACAGAAGGAAACAACUGGUAAACGAGAUGAAAUCGAGUUCAAGGAAACUGAUUUAGUUAAUAAAGCCCAAAGUAAAGAUCCUUUACCAAAGGAGGUGCAAGAAAACAGAUCGGAACCUUCUUCAAAUACAAAAGAUGUUUACCAUAGCGAAUCAGGGGGAUGCUAUAAAUUUAGCAACACACUGGUGAAAGUUUAUAAAGGGGAUAUUUUAAACAUCCCUGUUGAUUGUAUCGUAAAUGCAGCAAACAAAAACUUAUCACAUGGUGGAGGUGUAUCCGCAGUGAUUGCAAGAGCAGCAGGUUAUAGCCUAACAAAAGAAGGGGAUGAUUAUAUUGCUCAACAUGGCGAAAUUCCAGUUGGUCAUGCUAUUGCAACAACUGCUGGAGUUCUCCAUUAUAAAUGUGUGAUUCAUACAGUCGGUCCAAGUUGGUAUGAUUAUAAAAGUCGUUCUCAUGAUGAUGUUCAAAGAUGUAAAGAUGAUCUCUUUCAUGCCAUUUACAACUGUUUCGUAAUUGCUGAAAGAAGGGGUCUGAAAAGUAUCGCAAUUCCAGCUAUAAGUUCAGGUAUAUUUGGGGUACCCAUAGAUAUAUGUGUGGAACAAUAUGCAAGUGCCAUUAUUUCAUAUUGCAAAAAAAGUUAACCCAGCUCAACUAAACGAAAUACACUUCGUCGACAUCAAACCUGAAACUUUGAAAAAAGUUCAGCAUACAUUCAUUGCUAAAAUGACCAAAGAAUAUCAUAACGAAUUAAAAAGCAGCGGAGAAGGUUUAGACAGUGUAAGAUAUACCAGUCAUGAAGCAAAAGUAAAUGAAUAUAUUAGAGAUUUGCCAGAGCCACUUGUAUAUGAAGAAGGUUGGAAGCAAAUUGUUUUUUGCUUCCUUGAGUCAGAAAAGCUAAACAUUUACUGCGUAAAAGACAUAUUUUCUGUGAAAGUUGAAGGAAUAGUUGUAUCAGUAAAUAAAAAUGGGAAGUGUGGUGCUAUUGGACAAGCACUUCAAAACAAAAUACCAAAGUCUUACUUACCUAAUUUCAAAAGUGAACUUGAAAGAAAAAUGAAUAAAAGAUCCAAGACAGGAGAUGUUAUAGUAAAUGGUGGAUACAGUUGUGGUUAUCAAGCAGUACUUUUUGUAAUGUA